This is a messenger RNA of Tripterygium wilfordii, 2285 nucleotides long. RefSeq names its product probable leucine-rich repeat receptor-like protein kinase At1g68400. The record is from RefSeq and is a predicted model, not a curated record. NCBI's taxonomy places the organism in Eukaryota, Viridiplantae, Streptophyta, Magnoliopsida, Celastrales, Celastraceae. The transcript is spliced from 2 exons. The coding region runs from base 3 to 2087 and encodes 694 amino acids. Gene Ontology annotation, molecular function: protein kinase activity; protein binding; ATP binding. Gene Ontology annotation, biological process: protein phosphorylation.
CAAUGAACCGUCGCACCAAAACACAGACUUUACUUCACUCUCCACGCCUCUCUCUCUCUCUCGCAAAAAUGGCGAAACCUACUUUCUUUAUCACCCACAUUGCCUUUUCUCUGUUACUCUGCUUCUCACUCACCGGAGCUUCUCUGAACCCAGAUUUGGAACCAUUGAUGCAGUUCAAAGCCGCAUCAGACGCAGCCAACAAGCUCACAACAUGGAACUCCACCACCGACCCUUGCACCAGUUGGACCGGCGUCUCUUGUCUCAAAAACCGAGUCUCACAUCUCGUCCUCGAAAACCUUGAUCUCCAUGGCCCUCUGGAGCCCUUGGCCGCUCUCACUCAACUACGGGUCCUUAGCUUGAAACAGAACCUAUUCUCUGGCUCUAUUCCCGACCUCUCUAACUUUACUGCUCUCAAGCUUCUCUUCUUGUCUCACAACAACUUCACCGGUGAUUUCCCUGCAUCUGUAACUUCGCUUUUCAGGUUGUACCGUCUCGAUCUGUCGUUCAACAACUUUACAGGCAAGAUUCCAGAGACGGUCAACCGUUUGACUCAUUUACUCACUCUUCGUCUCGAGAACAACUUGUUUUCUGGUUCGAUUACCGGUUUGAAUAUGCCUAACUUGCAAGAUUUCAACGUCACCGGAAACCGGAUAUCCGGCGAAAUACCAAAAUCGCUGGCCGGAUUCUCUGAAUCGUCUUUUGCGGAAAACGCGGGUCUGUGUGGAUCUCCGAUGCAGAGUUGUAAAGGCAUUGUAAGUGACCCAACAAAACCCGGAUCCGACGGGGCUGUAGGUUCACCAGUAAUUCCGGCUAAUAACCCGAAAACGGUACCAUCAUCACCAAGUGCAAUGCCUUCAAGUACAGAACCCCAAAGCCCCACAAAUCGACGACACAAUGGAGCAGCUAAAAUAAGUCCAGUAGCUCUAAUCGCAAUCAUCCUCGGCGAUGUUUUAGUCCUUGCGCUGAUCUCUCUCCUUCUCUACUGCUACUUCUGGCGCAAUUACGUGGCCAAAAUGAGUGACGGCAAGCGCUCAAAACUCCUGGAGAGCGAGAAGAUUGUCUACUCGUCCAGCCCGUACCCGAACCAGGUUGGGUACGAGCGGGGUACGAUAGUAUUCUUCGAUGGGGUGAAGCGAUUUGAGCUGGAAGACUUGCUUCGUGCCUCUGCUGAAAUGCUUGGGAAGGGAGGAUUUGGGACUGCUUACAAAGCGGUGCUCGAUGAUGGGAAUGUGGUUGCAGUGAAGCGGCUUAAGGAUGCGAAUGUCGGCGGGAGGAAGGAGUUUGAGCAGCAUAUAGAGGUGUUAGGAAGGUUGAGGCAUCAUAAUUUGGUUAGCUUGAAGGCUUACUACUUUGCCAGGGAAGAGAAAUUGCUGGUCUACGAUUACAUGCCUAACGGGAGCUUGUUUUGGCUUCUUCAUGGUAACCGUGGGCCCGGGCGUACCCCGUUGGACUGGACGACAAGGCUCAAAAUAGCAGCAGGAGCGGCCCGUGGGCUUGCCUUUAUUCACAACUCGUGUAAGUCUCUCAGGCUGGCCCACGGUAAUGUCAAGUCCACAAACAUCCUACUGGACGUCACGGGCAAUGCACGUGUUUCAGAUUUUGGACUCUCGGCAUUUGCAUCCCCAACCGCCUCUGCCCCAAGAUCCAACGGUUACCGUGCGCCGGAAUCAUCCGACGGUCGAAAAGCCACCCAGAAAUCUGACGUUUACUCUUUCGGGGUUCUUCUCUUAGAGCUGCUCACGGGGAAGUGUCCGUCUGCUGUCGAUGCUGGUGUGCCCGGGUGUGCGUACGGUGGGGCUGUAGAUUUACCUAGGUGGGUCCAGUCUGUUGUGAGGGAAGAAUGGACGGCGGAGGUUUUUGAUUUGGAGCUGAUGCGGUACAAAGAUAUAGAGGAGGAAAUGGUGGGGUUGUUGCAGAUUGCAUUGUCUUGUACUAUUGUUUCGCCUGAUCAACGGCCUAGGAUGAGUCACGUCGUCAAGAUGAUUGAGGAGAUGAGAGGCGUUGAGGUUUCUCCUUGCCACGAAACGCUCGGGUCUGUCUCCGAAUCGCCGUGCUUGUCGGAGGACACUUGCGGAGCUAGCCAGUGAUGGUGAGUUUAUUUCUCUCUAUAAACCACUGUAGUGAUGGAUGCCUUGAUGUUGAUAUAGAGAAUAUGAGAUUUUGAUUUUGCCCUCUUUUUAUAAUUCAUUUCAAUUCCGGAUUUUCUUAUGUUAAUUGAAGGAAGGAUGAAUAGAGUUUUGGAUUCGAUGAAGAAUAUAUAUAAAAGACUCUUGCUUUUUUGCUUA